This is a messenger RNA of Aedes aegypti (yellow fever mosquito), 1091 nucleotides long. RefSeq names its product U4/U6.U5 tri-snRNP-associated protein 1-like. The coding region runs from base 47 to 997 and encodes 316 amino acids. The transcript has 2 exons. The record is from RefSeq and is a predicted model, not a curated record. Lineage: Eukaryota; Metazoa; Arthropoda; Insecta; Diptera; Culicidae.
CGCUUCCAGUUGCUUGCUGAUUGUUCCGUAACAUAGUUGAUGCACUAUGAACAACCCAGUUCUACCGAUUCUCCUAGCAAUUGUGGCUCUUUCCACCAUUUGUAACGCAUACAGAAUUGGUCCGUCCAAUGCGGUACCGCCGAGGUCCCUGUCAUCGAGUUACUCCAAUGGAAAUCUACUGGAUUCUAUCCGGAACAUUGCCGGAAGCAUACGGUGGGAUCAAGUUCUGCAGGAUGCCUUCGAUCGAUUCGAAUCCAGAGAACCGGUGGCUCCGAUCAUAGUGAGACUUCCGGGCCCCAUUCCCAAGGGACAGCUGAGAGAAGUUGUUCGAAGGUUGGAAGCGCUGUUUAACGAUCUGUGGGGUCAGAGUACGUCUGAGAUCGAAGAUGUUGGACCUAGGGUGAACACAGAUGCACUUGUGAAGGGGAUCAAGGAAGUGAUGGAAAAAGAGAAGGAAGCAAAAGAAGAAGUGGUUUCUGAUAUGACAAAUGUAAAGAGUGUACUGAAGGAAGUGGAUGACGCAACUAAACAAAGUGAACUGCUCAAAGAAGUGGGUGACUACUUGAAUAAUAAGACAGAGGAAUCUUCACAAAAGAUGAAUGAUAGGGAGCAGUCUGUCAAACAACCACCACCGCUCGAAGAUGAACCAAUCGAGCAACCAGUGUCGUCUACGACGACCGAAGUUCCAGAUUCCAGAAGUGGCUCGAAUGUGGAUGAGAUGGAACCGCCUCCGAAUCCGAUUGCCGGCAUUAGUGCCAUUCUGAAGGAAGAGGCGAGAAAACUAACUGAAAAAGAGCCAGAGAAAUCGUCUGAGGAGCAACUGAAGGAACAGGUGCAGCAGCUGAAGGCGUCGCUGAAGGAUCUUGUUGGUGUCAUCGAUCAGAUCAUCGAAAGUGGUGCCGUGUCGAAGUCGUUGGUGGAUCAGGUGGAUGAGGUCAUUCCAGAGGCGUUGGUAGCUGCCGAUGAAAUCGCGUCACAAAUUGGUGCGAAGACGUAGUCAGUCGAUGAGGUGAGAAGGAGAUUACAGCGGGAGUCCAAGUGUAAGCUGUUCGAGAAAGAUGAACAAGUACAUUGAAAUUAACCAAACAUGA